Messenger RNA from Coccinella septempunctata (seven-spotted ladybird), 3362 nucleotides. RefSeq names its product homeotic protein antennapedia-like. NCBI's taxonomy places the organism in Eukaryota, Metazoa, Arthropoda, Insecta, Coleoptera, Coccinellidae. Gene Ontology annotation, molecular function: RNA polymerase II cis-regulatory region sequence-specific DNA binding; DNA-binding transcription factor activity, RNA polymerase II-specific. Gene Ontology annotation, cellular component: nucleus. The record is from RefSeq and is a predicted model, not a curated record. The transcript has 3 exons. The coding region runs from base 634 to 1611 and encodes 325 amino acids. Gene Ontology annotation, biological process: negative regulation of transcription by RNA polymerase II; anterior/posterior pattern specification.
GGGGCCAACAUCAUAGUUCCCCGUCCGUCUGCGUGACGGAGAGGGAGCGACGUCGUGUGCGUGCGCCUCGCUCUCUCGCGGUGAUGUUUGAAACGCUGACAAGCUUGCCAGCACUAUUACAACCUCGUUCCACCAAUCCGCUGGCAGUGCAAACCGACCGUCCACGACACAGACGUCCCUCUGUAUCGCGCCGCGCGACUUUCACAUGUUUUUCGAAUUUGACAGGUCAGUCGGGCCGUCAAACGUCGCAGUCCGCGGUCAAGUUUCGCGCCAAGUUUCCCGCCGAUGGUCCUCCGCGUCGUCUGUGUUGCAGUGCGUUGAGUUCGUAACUACUAAGGUCGUUUAUGGUGGUUUGUGGUCCUUCGACGGGGAUAGCCGCUAAAAUGAGGAUUUCGCAUGCUAGAUUCAAGGUAAAGGGUAUCAGCGUUGCAUGUUGGUUCAGAUUGUAGCCUGGAUAUCGUCCCUCAGCAUCGACCAAGUGGAUGAGCUUCUGUGAAAUCUGUGUUUAAAAUGAUUGUGUGCAUCUACUUCAGUAGAGUGCCGUUGUUGUGAUCCAAAGUGCGUUUGCUAAAAACGAAAGUGCGACAAUUGCUGUGAUUUCGAUUUAGGUUUAAUUAAUAAUAAGGGGAUAAGAUGAGUUCAUAUUUCGCGAACAACUACAUGCCGGACAUGAGAAAUGGCGGUGUAUCGGCGGAACAUCCUCACCAACACCAGCAUUACGGUGCGGCAGUGCAAGUUCCUCAGGGUGGCGGCGCGGUUCAGACGGAUCCUAACGCGUGUGGGGACCCUUCGGUCGUUGGGCUGCGGCAGGGCAUCCCGCCGCAUCACUACGGCGGGCCGCCGGCCGCGGGCCAACCGCCGCAAGGCAUGCCGUACCCGCGAUUUCCUCCCUACGACAGGAUAGAUGUGAGGAACGCUGGGUACUACGGCGCCCAGGCCCAAACUAUGGACGAUGGUGCGCAAGGUUACAGACCCAACAGUCCUAGUAAUAUGCACAUGGGCAACGGCGCGCCCAAUGGACAUCAAACACCUGUGGUUUACGCCAGUUGUAAGCUCCAAGCCGCGUCCGUCAGUCCGAACUGCGUGCUCGGGCCCACGGGCAGCCCGCCACUGGACACGUCGCAGCAGAUGGGCAACCACCAUAUGGGCCACCAUAUGCAGGAGCAGCACCCGCAGCAUCACCAACAGCCGCACCACCAGCAGCAGCACAUGCUCUACGGGGCGCAGCAGAAUGCGAACAUGCAUCCGCAGGCUGCCCACCAACAGGCAGCGAUACCUCAGCCUCAGGGACAACCACCUGCCAACAACACGGCUUCCACCUUACCUAGUCCUCUAUACCCUUGGAUGAGAAGUCAGUUUGAAAGGAAACGAGGACGCCAAACCUACACCAGGUACCAGACGUUAGAGUUGGAGAAGGAGUUCCACUUCAACAGAUACCUAACCAGGAGGCGACGCAUCGAGAUCGCGCAUGCGCUGUGCCUAACCGAGCGACAGAUAAAAAUAUGGUUCCAGAACAGGCGCAUGAAGUGGAAAAAGGAGAACAAAACCAAAGGAGAAGGCGGUUCGGAGGGUGGUGGCGACGAUAUCAGUCCUCAGGGAUCUCCUCAGUAGACGUCUUCUGAACACUAACCAUAUGUACCUAAUUAUACAUUGUAGUCAUUUUCAAAAUGCAUUUACCUCCAGGUCCUUCCAAAUUGUCCCCAAGCAACCGUAUUGACCUCUUCAGAAAGUCUUUGUGUAUAAUAACAUCGAUAUAAGUUAGUUUGUAUAUCGAAAAACGCAUAUGACAGAGCGAUAUUAUAGUUUAUUUAUUUAUGAAAAUGUAGAUAAUAUAAUUUUUAUUAUUAUUAUUUUUUUUUAAUAUUAUUCGCGCGGAAAUUUGAUUUGGACUCAAACGAAUUUUUCAGAGGCCAGUGUCACGUGCAAUCUUAGUGAAGCAGAAAAACUGCCAAAUUCAUCCCCAACCCCCCAGUGUAAAAAUAAUUCAAAAUUUUUCCACUUCGUGGAGGAUUUUUUCGAUUCUAAAAGUGAGAAUCUUCAAGUAAAGGCGAUAACUUUACUCUUUUGUAAAAUGUGUGGAAUCAGUCAAAGGGAGAAUAAAUGAAUGGUUAAGUGAAAGUGUACAAGAAGUAGAUUAUUUACUUAAACUGUAGAUACUUUUAAUGUAUGUAUAUUUGAGUUUAAAUACCAAUAAGUAUAAAGAAACUGUACAUAAAUCCUAUAAUGAAGGAUAUGAAAUAUACGAUAUACAAAAAAGCACUUUCAUGCCAAAGGUAGAGUAAUAUUAUCUUUGUAGAGUUUGUUGAUUACACUUUGGUAAAGGCAAAUUGAAACAGGAUCCAAAAUUCAAAAUUAUAAAAACAUUAAAAUCCAAAAAUAAGUCGAAGAUCUCAAUUUUACACCCAUCAAAAUUAAUAUUCGACUAGUUCCUAUUGUAAAUUCAAUUUCCUUGAGUUUGCCUGUACCAAUUAGGUUCUCCUAUGUAAAUAAACUUCAUUACACCACUCGAUUUGAACUAGAAAUUUUUCAUUUUCUGCAAGAGAGAGACAUAUUUUAUAUACCAUUAUAAUUGGGAAGCAAUUCGAUAAAGUUCGUUGAUUUCUGAAUUGCCAGUGAUAAAUUGAUAACGAAAUACGUAACUAUGCUACAAACUUCAGUAUACGUAAUUUUUAAAAUUAACUAUUUUAUAAAGAGAAAAGAAUAUGUAAAAAGGGUUGGGCAGAUUUAAUAGGUUAGUGAAUUCUUUGUUAACAUUAUAAUCUUUUCUAAAAAUGUACCUAUAGAAUUCUAUUUGAACCCCACUGAAAAAUCGGUUAUCGUACUAUCUUUUCUCGACAAAUAUGAGUUGUAAAUUCAUAAUUAAUAGAAUAAAAGCACAAACAAAACCAUGACUUUUCAGUGAAACGAAAACAAUUAAAAAUUUCGAUGUUAUACGAUUUUUUAUCAGAUCUAUGGAUUUCGACUGUAUAACUCAUAUUUUUCGAAAGUCACGUUAUAUAUUACUCUAAAAUAUGGUCGCGGUACGACUUGCUGUAUAUUUGUACCUAUAUGGAUAAAAUAGAAGAUAGUUCUUUGUGCUGUGGUGUCAACAUUUAGAUUUAGAAUUAUCUGCUGAGUUUGAUGAACCUAACAAAUUCUGAAUUCAGAAUUUCAAAAUCAAUUUCUCAUUUUGUAAUUCUGGAAAAAAUCCUCUCGUUCGAAGAUACUUUUUACCCAGUGGUAUUUUAGUUACAAAUGAAAUUUACUGAUGAAUGCAAAUUCUGGUAAUAUACUUCAAACUUGGAUUUUGUCUUGUGGAUUUCAUCUUAUAUAUAUACCGUACAUAUAUAAUAUAUGUAAAAAUAAAUAUUAUUGUAAAUUGA